Messenger RNA from Empidonax traillii (willow flycatcher), 591 nucleotides. RefSeq names its product nuclear receptor-binding protein 2-like. The transcript has 6 exons. Gene Ontology annotation, biological process: protein phosphorylation; intracellular signal transduction; endoplasmic reticulum to Golgi vesicle-mediated transport. NCBI's taxonomy places the organism in Eukaryota, Metazoa, Chordata, Aves, Passeriformes, Tyrannidae. The record is from RefSeq and is a predicted model, not a curated record. Gene Ontology annotation, molecular function: ATP binding; protein serine/threonine kinase activity. The annotation marks the transcript as partial. Gene Ontology annotation, cellular component: endomembrane system; cytoplasm.
ACAGCUCGGCUCGACUCAGCACAGCUCGGCUCAGCUCGGCUCGCGGCGGGGAUGGCGGUGCCGGAGCCGGACGCGCGGCUGGCGCAGGAGAAGGAGGAGGAGAGCGAGGAGGAGAGCGAGGUGCUGGAGGAGAGUCCCUGCGGUCGCUGGCAGAAGCGCCGCGAGCAGGUGAACCAGGGGAACAUGCCGGGCAUCCAGAGCACGUUCCUGGCCAUGGACACGGAGGAGGGGGUGGAGGUGGUGUGGAACGAGCUGCUCUUCACCGACAAGAAGGCCUUCAAAGCACACGAGGAGAAGAUCAAGACCAUGUUCGAGCAGCUGGUGCUGGUGGAUCACCCCAACAUCGUGAAGCUCCACAAGUACUGGCUGGACGUGAAGGACUCGAAGGCACGGGUCAUCUUCAUCACGGAAUACGUGUCCUCAGGGAGCCUCAAACAGUUCCUGAAGAAAACCAAGAAGAACCACAAGGCCAUGAACGCCCGGGCCUGGAAGCGCUGGUGCACCCAGAUCCUCUCGGCUCUCAGCUUCCUGCACUCCUGUGAGCCCCCCAUCAUCCACGGCAACCUGACCAGUGACACCAUCUUCAUCCAG